This is a messenger RNA of Trichoderma reesei QM6a, 930 nucleotides long. Its product is annotated as carbohydrate-binding module family 13. The transcript has a single exon. NCBI's taxonomy places the organism in Eukaryota, Fungi, Ascomycota, Sordariomycetes, Hypocreales, Hypocreaceae. The record is from RefSeq and is a predicted model, not a curated record. The coding region runs from base 1 to 930 and encodes 309 amino acids.
AUGACUGAAGUCACCGAUCGUAACGAGCGCCGGAGGAUCAAUGCAGAGGGCGACUGGACCAUCGUCUACGGUGAUCUCAUCAACGAGGCCGAUGUAGCCGAGCUCGUCAUAUCCAUUCCCACCGGCACCGUCGCCGGUUGGGUGUCCAGCCAAGUCGAUGCCCAAGUCCAAAAGUUCAACCAAAGUCUCGCUACCGUCUCCGACGACGUUGUCAGAGAAGCAACGCAGUAUCUCAGAAGCCUCGUACAGAAUGGGGGUUCUGGAGAGCGAGACAUCAACGGACUAGGGGUCAAGGCUGGCAUCCUCACGUACCACCGCAAGCUCAAGACGCCGCUUGGCUCUGUGCCGCUGCCCAACAACUUCCAACCUUAUAUCGGCAUACGAAUCACCAAGCCCCUGCCGCCCAAGGGGGCGCCGGCUCCAGUCCAAGUACCACCAGGGGUACAACCUACCACACAGUCGAACCCAGCUGGCUUAGACAGUAGAUCGUGGUACCGAAUUACCAACCCGGCGAAGCCUGGAAUGGCCAUUGACGUUGUCAACGACGGCAACCAGCAACAAGAUGGACAGGUGCAGAUGGCCGCAGAAGGCAAUUUCAGCGGCCAGCACUGGCAGCUUCGCCCAUCUAGAACCCAGCCCGGAGCCUACAAUCUUUGCAACAUGUGGCUUGGAGCGGGCAAGUGCUUGGACGUGUAUGGCAAUGACAAGACGAAGCCGCAUUUGGCCACUGCUGGAAACUACUCGGGACAGCAGUGGAGCGUUGUGAGGAAUGGUAAUGGGACUUGGAAGCUGUCGAAUUCGUAUUCUGGGCCGCUGGUCUUGUCGGCCGAUGUCUCUGGCGGAGGGUUGUCGCUGAAGGAUCCCCAGGUUUCUCCUGCAAUGAUGUGGACUUUGCAGCCUAUCAAGCCCAUCACGGAGGUGGGAUUUUAA